This is a messenger RNA of Oryzias melastigma (Indian medaka), 2723 nucleotides long. Its product is annotated as receptor-interacting serine/threonine-protein kinase 3. Gene Ontology annotation, molecular function: ATP binding; JUN kinase kinase kinase activity. Lineage: Eukaryota; Metazoa; Chordata; Actinopteri; Beloniformes; Adrianichthyidae. The transcript has 11 exons. The record is from RefSeq and is a predicted model, not a curated record. Bases 499 to 1956 code for a protein of 485 amino acids. Gene Ontology annotation, biological process: protein phosphorylation.
AUAACUAUAAUGCCAGUGUGAAAAAAACAGAUGUAAAAUGGUUGUAGGAGCCAGCUUUGUUCAUGGUUUAGAUAAAAAUUUGAUUUUUGUUUGUUUUGCUGUUACUUUGAAUGUAUUUCUGUUUUAUUGUCUGACCUUUGAGCCCACCACUGUGGAGUCUGUAAGAGCAUAAAGGUGACAGAUCACAUGACAUUUACUGAUUCAUUCGGUUUCACCAAAACAAUACUUUUUUUUGGUAUUAUUUUCCUUAUAUCUUAUAUCUUCAUGCAUUAAUUUCCACCCUGGAUUAUGUUCUCAGUUUUUAUCAUCAUCCUCAAUAGAUGAGAACAAAAGACUGUUGUGACAUGGAUAAUAUUCUUGAUGCACGUCAAUGCCUCCACCUAAAGGACGACUAAAUAAUUGACUUGAUAGUCACUGCCAUGGCAUAUACGACGUUGUUUGACUAAAGUACUCCUAUGUUUUUUUUUUUUUUUAGAGUUUUAGCAUCCUGGUAAGAAGAUGACACUCACCAAACCUAAGCUGUUUGGUAAUGACGACUUGGAGAAAUGGAAAGAAAUUGGAUCUGGAGGUUUUAGCAACGUCUACAAAGUGAAACAUAAAAGUAUGGGACAUGAUUUGGCCAUCAAAUUUCUUCGCCCUGGUGUUAGUGGCAACAUAGAGGAAGCCCUUUUUGAGGAGGCGAAGCAUUUGGAAGAAUUCUCCUCUGACUACGUUCUGAGGAUCUACGGACUGUACCAAGGAAUCCCACCCCUGUUUCCAGGCAUGUCACCACAAAAGGGGAUAGUCAUGGAGUUCAUGCAAAGAGGAUCUAUUGAAACCCUUCAGAAGAUAUUGUGCGGUCCUCCACCUCUGCCUCUUGCUUUCCGUUUGGCCCACGAAGUGGCUUUAGGGAUGAACUUCCUCCAUUCAAAGCGUAUUUUGCAUCGGGACCUAAAGCCAAGCAACGUGAUGUUGAAUGAUAACCUAAACUCCAAGCUGGCAGAUUUUGGUCUUUGCACUUAUUCCACCAGUGCUUCCAACGUCAGCACAGACGUGGAUAGUGGAGGAACACUGAGGUACACACCACCUGAGGCUUUUGAUGUGAACUACAAACCUGUGCGCUCAUUUGACUUGUACAGCUACGGUAUCCUCCUAUGGUCAAUUCUUUCUGGUCAAGAGCCUUACAGAGGUGUCUGGCCAUGUAUUGUGACAUUGAAGGUCCCACAGGGGGACAGGCCAGCUGUCGAAGACAUUCAGCAGAAGGAUGCGGAGGGGAUGAACGAGUUGUUGGAGCUCAUGAAGAAGUGUUGGGAUGGGGAACCAUUCAAGAGACCAACUUUCAAAGAGUGUGUUGAAAUCUCAGAGAGGGGGUACUUGAUGCACAGAAGAGGAAUUUAUGAGGCAGUCUUUGGGGUCUUAAAAAAGUUGGAUGUGGACUGCAUGGAACCCAAUGAGACAAAUGCAGGGCCAAGUUUGAUUUGUUCUGAAGUAGAUGGAGGGAUAAAAAGCAGAGCUGCUUCCUUAGGCACUCCACCUGAGAAAGCACAAUCAAUACAUAGAAAAUCGGCAUGGUCCCUCAAAGAAGAAACAAAGACAGGAUCUCCAGAAAAGAGAGUUCAGCUGCCUCAGACUAAACUGGAGCCCUUUCAAGACAAAAAAACUCCACUCCGUACAGACACUAGCUGGAUCCGUCACCCCACUACCACCCCUACCAACAAGAAGACUUAUACUCCACCGAAUCAUGAGACAGUGAGUGCCAAAAGGAAAUGCACCUUUUGUGACAUGCCAUUAGGAAAGGGGGCCGCCAUGAUCAUCCAAUCCCUUGGACAAAUAUACCAUCUGCAUUGUUUUAAGUGUUUUAAAUGCAAGGAAAGUCUUGAAUCAACAAAGGCAGAAAACCCUGUCAGAAUCAAAGAUUAUCAACUUUAUUGCGCUGAAUGCUACAAAAAAGUCAAAGCUGGAGAACAGAAGAUGUGAGAGUCCUGCGGCCAAAAAGGAAAUGUUCUGUAUCUUCAGACAACAGAUAUUGAUCCCAUUUGAGAACCUUAAAGGGUUUUUUAAAGAGGAAUUAAGCAAAUUAAAAAAUGAAGGCAUUCAUAAAGACAUGGUGGGUCCCAUCAGGUUUUACGAAUAGAUAUUUUUUCAGUCUUUCCAAUACAAUUUGGUUCUUAAAACAUAAAUGUAAUAUAUGUUUUGUAAAAGUGUUUCUAAGUGAAGGAAAUAACAGAUGACAGUGAACAGAAGGGUUAAUCAAAGCUGCUGUUGCAGGGAUUCAUUACAAACCGCCAAAUGGCGAGCAUCAUGAGGAGUUCAUGGUCUCGUCUGCAAGCAAUGGUGUUCUUACCUCUUCAGUCAGUCACCUCGUUCAGGUUCCAUGCAUAUUUUGUGUCUCGUAAUAGUGUUUUUCAACCAUUGUGUUGCAGUGACUUAUUCUGUUUCACCUAAUUGUUCUAAAAAAUAUAUUAUUGCUGGGAUGUCAGCUUUAUGUUCAUCCAAACAUGCCAUGGUUCACGCCAAAAUAUGAAGGAACAUAUUUUUUUCUUUGUGUUUAUUUGAUUCAUACUCAAGAUAGUUUGAUUAACACGACUGUAGAUUGUUAAAACUGAGUUUUAAUUUUAUAAGUAUUUCACUAUGAUUUUUAUCAAGAAAAAGUAUAAUUUAUCUUAAAAACUGAUAAAAAAUAUAUACUAAAAUUCUAAAGCCUUUCAGCUCUUUUGAAAUUAAUACAAAACAACAAUUAAUAA